Messenger RNA from Cladocopium goreaui, 2772 nucleotides. NCBI's taxonomy places the organism in Eukaryota, Dinophyceae, Suessiales, Symbiodiniaceae. The record is from the annotation of a GenBank genome assembly.
AUGGAGCUAUUGCAACAAGAUAUGCGUGAGGAGGCAGGGCUGCGGAAAUGCAAGGAAUUGGAGCGUCUGAAGGCAGAGAUUGCGGAGCAGAUGGAGCUAUUGCAACAAGAUAUGCGUGAGGAGGCAGGGCUGCGGAAAUGCAAGGCGACUGGACGGGACGAGCUGCCCGAGCCGGCGGAGCUUCAGCAUCAGCAGUCAAAUGAUUCAAAUGCCGUGAAGGCUCUGUUGAAGACAUCUUGUGACGACUCUCGGAGACAAAGAGCUGAACGAGAUCAUCCCGAGGAGCCACUUCAACAUUUUGGUGCGCCAGCUUCGUCGGACUUGCAGCUGCGGAAAGACACUCUGGAGGCUCAAGUGAAAUCAUCUCGCACUGAACUCCUGAAGAAGAAGUUUGAGCGACAGUUCCUGGAGGAAAAGCUGAACGCCCUCGAGUGUCAAUUCCCAGAUUCGACACCAGAGAAGGAAGAAAUCCGAUCUUUGCUGGGAGAUUUGGCGGCUCAGACAGUUGAAAGCACGAACACAGAGGAACAGGUCCAGAAAGCGCUGAAGGACAUACAAGAAUUGCAGGCUGAAAAUGACGCUUCGGAGGCACUACAGCAGCUUACAGAGAAUGAGGCGAUUGGACGGGACGAGCUGCUGCUCCUGGCGGAGCUUCAGCAGUCAGAUGACGCUGUGAAGGCUUUGUUGAAGACGUCCUGUAAAGACCUUCAGAGACAAAGAGCCGAGCGAAAGAAAUUGGAGGCAAAACUGGAACGUCAGCUUUCAGAUGUGAAGAAGCAGGAUGAAAUGAAGACUUUGCUGCGGAACUUCGCGCUAUUUACCGCUGCAAACAGCAAGGCCGAGGCAGCAAUCCAGGCCGUGCUGAACGACCUGGAGGCUCACCGAUAUGACCUGAAAGAGCCACAUGCCUUUGCGCAGUUUCUUCAGGAUGCAGACAUCCGAUUGAUCAGAGCAAAGUAUCUUCAUGACUUGGCCCAAUCCAAGCGGCCGCUUCCGCGGCGACAAGAAGCGGAGCUUUGCAAGUUUGAAUUUGAUGGCAAGGCCGAAAGUGCCUUAGUCAGCCACGCAGAAGUGCAGAAUUGGGCAGCAGCAGCCCGGACUGCGACCAUUUGCUCGGUUUCACAUGCAUGGGAGACUCGGGAGCAUCCCGACCCUUGCAGAUAUCAACUACAGCUUAUUGCUGAUCGCGCUGCGUGGUAUGAAGCUGCUUUCGAAACUGAUGUGUGGAUUUUUUACGAUUUCACGUCCUUGUUUCAGUACGAGCGCUUGUUUCAGGAGGAGGAAAGAAGCUUCAGAGCAGCAAUGGCUAACAUGCAUAUCAUGUACGCACAUGAAUGCACCAUGACUUUUAUAAUACAUCUGACUCCCACGGAUGUGUGGGAAUCAACAAUGAAAAAUGACCAAGAACUCAUUCCUGUUUGGGACGACAAACUGCAAAGCAUCAAAUCGAAACCCUUGAAUUGUCUCAUAAAAAAUAGAACUGAAUACCUUGAGCGCGGCUGGUGCAUCGGUGAAAUUUCUUGGUCUUCACUUCGAACUCAUAAUUCACAAAGCCAGCGUAUUGACUGGCUAGGUUCCGACCAAGUCAAACCUGGUCAGGUUAAGGGUUUAACUGGUACAGUGCCGUUGACCCCUGACAAAUUCAAGGAAAUAGUGAAGCUUGCAAAGUUUACCCAUAGGGAUGAAGACUUGCCGAUUGUCGUUAAACUUCAGAAGAAGAUCUUCGACGAAAAAGUUGCUGUAUGUGAACACCUAGUCCUGAAAGGACUUCCAGAACAAGAAAUUUUUGCCCUGGCGGAGGCGCUGCCGUUGUACAGAAGUCUCAAGACUUUGAAGCUCGAUACCUUCCAAUGUAGGGAAGAAGCAGCUGAAGCCUUUGGCAAGGCUUUGGCCACGAGUCAAAUCGUGAGUCUCGACCUCCAAAAUCCGUGGCGGGGCAGCGGAGCCUUGAUGGGCAAGGCCGUGGUUGAUGCCUUGACAACAAACCAGUCGUUGACAAGCGUCAGUCCACAGGGGGACGAAUCCAUAUUCGAUCUUGCAGCCAAGAAGGCCCUGGCAAAAGCCUUGAGGAGGAACAGAUCCAUCAAGGACAGACUGCCGCUCGACGCACCGGUUCGUCUCAAGGUGGUGGCUGACGCCUUGGAGAGGAACUCCCUGGGGACCAGCGUCACCGUUGACCCCGCAGAAGAUCAGAUCGACGACCAAAAGGCCAAGGCGGUCGCCCAACUGUUGAAGAGUGGCAGUCCGUUGAAGAGUGGCAGUCCGGUGAAGAGCAUCGACUUGGGCAACACCUGCAUUUCUGACGACGGAGCCCAGGCGCUUGCAGAGGUUCUGCGCUACAACCGGACCUUGGAGGUGCUGUGCCUUCACGAGGAUCAAAUCACCGACGUUGGCGCAAAGGCUUUGGCCGAAGCCUUGGAGGUCAACAAGACCCUGAGAAGUCUCACAGUUGCAGCACCCUGGGAGUCAAUUGGGUGCCAGGCCUUCAGGACGGUGGAAGAGAUGAAGAGAGGUCGAGGAGACGAUUUCCGAUUUAUUUCGGCAGAAGACGAAAAGGAAGAUUGUAGGGCAGCUCCGAAAAAAGGAAUCGUUCAACGAUUUCUGCACCACAGCUGUCAACAGUUUGCCCAGACGGUGAACGGUCAGAUACGCACUGACCUGGUGGAGGAGGUUGCGAUGCUGUUAAAAUUCAAGAAUUUCCUGAAAAACAUUGCUUUGGAACAAGUGCUAAGACUGCACCGGUGGGAUGUGAACCUUUGCAUUUGUCUUUAA